AUGCUAAAGAAAGAAGGAACAAUCUCAUUGUUCUCCAUUUUUCUCUCUCAUUUUUCUUUUUUUCUUUUCACAUACUUCCCUUUCUGUUUCUCUCAGUUUUUUGUAUUUUUCUUUCAGUUCCUUUCUUGCCUGUUGUUUUGUUUUUUUCUUUUUUUAUAUUCUUUACAUCAUUUCUUUUUGUCAUCUUUCACAAACCCAUUUUCUUUCUUCUUCACACUUAACCUAAAACUUUCUACCUUCUCUGUAUUGUUCCUCUCAAUUUUCUCUCUCUCAUCUCUUACCUUUUCUCUUCAUUCCUCUUACUCAUUUAUCCUUUCUCUCUAUUUUACACCUUACUUUAUACACUUUUUCAAACUCUUUUUCUUUCAUUUCUUUUUUCAUUCUUUUUUUAAAAAUCAUUUUCUUUCUCUACACCCAUGCAUCUAUCUCUUACUUUAUAAAACAAAUAUAGAUUAA
Molecule: messenger RNA, 456 nt
Organism: Acanthosepion pharaonis
Lineage: Eukaryota; Metazoa; Mollusca; Cephalopoda; Sepiida; Sepiidae
Source: the annotation of a GenBank genome assembly